This is a messenger RNA of Corapipo altera (White-ruffed manakin), 2660 nucleotides long. It is a transcript of the gene KCNIP4, whose product is annotated as potassium voltage-gated channel interacting protein 4. Lineage: Eukaryota; Metazoa; Chordata; Aves; Passeriformes; Pipridae. Bases 350 to 1153 code for a protein of 267 amino acids. The transcript is spliced from 9 exons. Gene Ontology annotation, molecular function: potassium channel regulator activity; calcium ion binding. The record is from RefSeq and is a predicted model, not a curated record. Gene Ontology annotation, cellular component: voltage-gated potassium channel complex. Gene Ontology annotation, biological process: regulation of potassium ion transmembrane transport.
CUUCUUGGCACUGACACAGCCAAGUCUCCUGCUCCGACACAGAUGUUCCUCCAGCAGCUCUAAGUAACGCUGCUUGACGGAUACAAUGUCAUACCCAGGGGUUCGUGGUCCACCUCAGCCUUCUAAGAGGACUCGCUACUGAUGAAAUCAAAAGCUUAGAGAAGCAUGAGAUGCAGGGCUUUAUCUAAUAUUUUGUCUCAGCUACAGUGGCUGAUGAAUCGCCACAGCUCAGUAUAGUGCUGCUUUACACCCCUGCAACUUUCUUCAAAGCAAACUCUUGGUAAAAUCUUCCAAUUUCCCUCUGAUUGCAAACUGGUGUGAAGACUGGAAUGAUUUGCCUGUUGGAAGAAUGUUGACUCUCGAGUGGGAGUCCGAGGGACUGCAAACAGUGGGUAUUGUUGUGAUUAUAUUUGCAUCUCUGAAGCUGCUUCAUUUGCUGGGACUGAUUGAUUUUUCAGAAGGUUUCCUCUACGCUCAGAACAGUACCAAACGCAGCAUUAAAGAGCGACUUAUGAAGCUCUUGCCCUGCUCGGCUGCCAAAACGACAUCUCCUGUUACUCAAAACACUGUAGAAGAUGAAAUGGAAAUGGCCACAGUACGACAUAGACCUGAAGCUCUUGAACUGCUGGAAGCACAGAGUAAAUUCACAAAGAAGGAACUUCAGAUCUUAUAUAGAGGUUUCAAGAAUGAAUGCCCCAGUGGUGUUGUCAAUGAAGAAACCUUCAAAGAGAUUUACUCUCAGUUCUUUCCACAGGGAGAUUCCACAACGUAUGCACAUUUUCUGUUUAAUGCAUUUGACACUGAUCACAACGGAUCUGUAAGUUUUGAGGAUUUUGUUAUGGGUCUCUCAAUUUUACUGCGAGGGACAGUACAGGAGAAACUGAACUGGGCUUUCAAUUUGUAUGAUAUAAAUAAGGAUGGAUAUAUAACUAAAGAGGAAAUGCUUGAUAUCAUGAAAGCAAUAUAUGAUAUGAUGGGGAAAUGCACCUAUCCUGUUCUCAAGGAAGAUGCACCUAGACAACAUGUGGAAACAUUUUUCCAGAAAAUGGACAAAAACAAAGAUGGCGUAGUUACCAUAGAUGAAUUCAUCGAGAGCUGCCAGAAAGAUGAAAAUAUAAUGCGAUCCAUGCAGCUCUUUGAAAAUGUGAUUUAAUGAAGACAUUAGGUCUACAACUAAUGGACAAAUAUGAGCUAUUCGGCAACAUUAUCUAAAAGAUGGAUUUCCCACUUUAUCAUAAAUAAAGUUACUCAGCUUUACACUGAGACAUGGAUUAUGCAAGUAAAUUUUUUUAUUAUAAACUCUUCCCAACAAAAAAUUCUUUCGAAAUUAUAAAAUUUAGCUCUUCAACAGUGGCUACUUAGUUAAAAAGAUUGUACUGAAAAACCAUGUUUUUACUCCAAAUUCAAACAAACUGACAGUAUGCAGCUUUAUUAUCAUUCCAAACCCUAGUUAAAACAGAUAAAAUCACAAGGAGAUUAAAAAUAUACUCUUAGUUUUGCUACUCAUUUUUACUGGAUUAAACUCCAGGUAUUCAAGUGUAUUUCUCAAAUCUUAGCUUCUAAUUUAUACAGAGGCAUUACCAUGUAUUUUCUUUUCCCAUUUCUAUGGUGUAGUCCUCAUUUUUGAAUAACACUUAGAGCUAAUGCUAUAAUCAGUGUGCAAUGCACAUCUUGCUGCAAUUGCCUUCCACCUUUGACUUGCUUUUCUCUUCCAAAGAAAAAAACCCCAAAACUAACAAAAUUGAUAACCUAGACGAAGAACUGUUAUAGAACAAAAACCCAAACUGCUUAUAGGUACAUUUAUUCCAUAAAAAAUAUGAGUAAGCUUCUAUCAAUCACACUUACCUAGUAAAUCUAUCACAACAGGAAUACCAGGCAUCCUACAUACUGUAUUUCUAAUUCUUCUUGGAUAUGUCUGCAAAGUUCUUAGAUUAAAAUUAAGGAUCUUCUAACUCCUAAUUUGUCAUGAAGAAAGCUUAACUGGAUCCUAACACUGUCUUCAUAAGUAUGUGUCUUUUUGCCUUUAAUAAAUAAAAAGGCAUGAAAUUCCUUUGAAACUUCCAUUCCACUUCAGUGCUGAGAAUGAAUAUCCCUGUGUAGUAACAUCUAUUAAUAAUGACUGCUAGUCAGGCUAACAUCUAUUUCAGCUUUUUGUAAUAUCUGUAACUAUGAGACAGAAUCAGGAAAAAAUGGAAACUUCAGCUAUAUAUCAUCUAUAUGUGAUAAAUGCUUUACAUUUUUUUAGGAUCAUUUCUUCAUUAAGAUUGGAGCUAUUUAUUCUGAACCUAGAAAGAUUUUUCUAAAAAAGUAUGCACCUAAUAUUUAACAAUGCCCCUCCAUCCAUGUAAUUUUUAAGAUAUAUUGUCCACAGAGUUUAUGACAAUAUUUUAAAAUAGGUGAAAUGCUAUCAAGAUAGGCCAACCUUCAUUGUGACAUUGCUGCAGAAAAUGUGAAUUAAUGAAGUAGAAAGAAUGUUGCAAGCAUUCUUUUGUAAAAAUAAAUCAGGUAUCUAUUCUGGUGUAGAGGUGGGAUGUUAGAGGCAUGUUGAAGGCUGCUCUGCUAUCACCAGUGUAGGAUAAGAGUAGUACAAUACAUGUACACCUGAAAUCUGCUGUAGCGUGUUUGUGUAAACUAAAUGUGCACAUUUUGUAAAAAAAAAA